This is a messenger RNA of Dromaius novaehollandiae (emu), 2478 nucleotides long. RefSeq names its product tubulin gamma complex component 4 (gene TUBGCP4). Bases 43 to 2043 code for a protein of 666 amino acids. Gene Ontology annotation, biological process: spindle assembly; meiotic cell cycle; microtubule nucleation. Lineage: Eukaryota; Metazoa; Chordata; Aves; Casuariiformes; Dromaiidae. The transcript is spliced from 18 exons. Gene Ontology annotation, molecular function: microtubule minus-end binding; gamma-tubulin binding. Gene Ontology annotation, cellular component: centrosome; gamma-tubulin complex; equatorial microtubule organizing center. The record is from RefSeq and is a predicted model, not a curated record.
CGCGCGCCCUUCCCGGCGGCCCUGGCGGCGGCGCGCGGCAGGAUGAUCCACGAGCUGCUGCUGGCGCUGAGCGGGUACCCGGGGGCCGCCUUCACCUGGAGCAAGCGCGGCGGCCUGCAGGUGUCCCAGGAGCUGCCGUUCCUCCACCCCAGCGAGACCAGCGUCCUGAACCGGCUCUGCCGCCUCGGCACCGACUACAUCCGCUUCGCCGAGUUCGUGGAGCAGUACACGGGGCACGUGCAGCAGCAGGACCAUCAUCCAUCUCAGCAAAACCAGGGUGGAUUACAUGGGAUUUAUUUGCGAGCCUUCUGCACAGGGCUUGAUUCAGUUCUGCAGCCAUAUCGACAGGCACUACUUGAUCUUGAGCAAGAGUUUCUGGCUGACCCUCAUCUUUCCAUCUCACAUGUUAAUUAUUCAUUGGAUCAGUUCCAGUUACUCUUCCCCUCUGUGAUGGUUGUGGUGGAACAGAUCAAGACUCAGAAGAUUCAUGGAUGUCAGAUACUGGAGACUGUCCACAAGCACAGCUGUGGGGGGUUGCCUCCCGUUCGCAGUGCUCUUGAAAAGAUUCUGGCUGUGUGUCAUGGAGUCAUGUAUAAGCAGCUCUCUGCCUGGAUGCUGCAUGGAUUGCUACUAGAUCAACAUGAAGAGUUCUUUAUCAAACAGGGCCCAUCCUCUGGGAAUGUCCCUGGCCAGCCUGAAGAAGACGAUGAUGACCUAGGAAUUGGGGGACUAACAGGAAAACAGCUACGAGAGCUGCAGGACCUGCGCUUGAUUGAGGAGGAGAACAUGUUAGCUCCAUCUCUAAAACAGUUUUCUUUGCGAGUAGAAAUGCUGCCAUCGUACAUUCCUGUGCGAGUUGCUGAGAAAAUCCUCUUUGUGGGAGAAUCUGUACAGAUGUUUGAGAAUCAAAAUGUUAAUCUGACCAGGAAAGGCUCCAUUCUAAAAAACCAGGAGGACACUUUUGCAGCAGAGCUACAUCGACUCAAGCAACAACCACUCUUUAGUUUGGUGGACUUUGAAUCUGUGGUUGACUGGAUACGGAGCACUGUUGCUGAGCAUCUUUGGAAGUUGAUGGUGGAAGAAUCUGAUUUACUAGGACAACUGAAGAUUAUUAAAGAUUUUUACCUUUUGGGAAGAGGUGAGCUGUUUCAGGCCUUCAUUGACACUGCACAGCACAUGUUAAAAACACCACCUACGGCUGUAACUGAACAUGAUGUCAAUGUUGCAUUUCAGCAGUCUGCUCAUAAGGUAUUGUUAGAUGAUGACAAUCUUCUCCCUCUGCUUCACCUGACCAUUGAGUAUCAUGGAAAGGACCACAAAGAUACUUCUCAGACUCGUGAAGGGCCUUCCCGGGAGUUAUCUCCACGUGAAGCCCCUGCAUCUGGAUGGGCAGCUCUGGGCCUCUCUUACAAAGUUCAAUGGCCACUGCACAUUCUCUUUACUCCUGCUGUUUUGGAAAAAUACAAUGUUGUGUUCAAGUACUUGCUGAGUGUGCGGCGGGUUCAAGCCGAGCUACAACACUGCUGGGCUCUCCAGAUGCAGCGCAAACACCUGAAAUCUAACAGAACGGAUGCUAUCAAGUGGCGUCUGAGGGAUCACAUGGCUUUCCUUGUGGACAAUCUUCAGUAUUAUCUGCAGGUGGAUGUACUGGAAUCUCAGUUCUCACAGCUUCUGCAGCAGAUAAACUCCACCCGAGAUUUUGAAAGUAUACGUUUGGCUCAUGAUCAUUUCUUAAGCAAUCUGUUGGCUCAGUCUUUCAUCCUUCUAAAACCUGUUUUCCAUUGCUUGAAUGAAAUUCUGGAUCUCUGCCAUAGCUUUUGUUCUCUGGUCAGUCAGAAUCUGGGUCCAUUGGAUGAGCGUGGAGCUGCACAGCUCAGUAUUUUGGUCAAGGGAUUCAGUCGCCAGUCAUCACUUCUCUUCAAGAUUCUCUCUAGUGUUCGCAACCAUCAGAUAAACUCUGACUUAGCUCAACUGCUGCUACGUUUGGAUUAUAACAAAUAUUACACCCAGGCUGGAGGAACCUUGGGCAGUUUUGGGGUUUGAGCACUAAGGCCUUUUCUUCAGGUUGUGACUGACAGCGCUGCAGGUAGUAAAGACUGGUGCUCUGAGGGAGUUUGCACUCGUGAGUUUUUCUUCAUAGCUGGCUCUGCCUGAUGAACCACUGUUUCAGAAAGAAGUGGCAGCAAGUGCAUCUGUGGGACUGCCUAGUAAUUUGUGGAAAGCUACUCCAUUUACUCGGAACAAAAAUGAACAUGCUUUCUGCAGCACUGUCUAUACUUUAAAUACUUCUUCAGAGGCAGUCUAUGCCUCUUCUGAAAGUGGAAAAAAUACAAGGAUGAUGAUGUCUCAGCUCUUCACCUGGACUAUAACCCUUUGCAAGUUGGAGUAUGGAAUAAGUGGUUUAUUAUUUUUGACUAUGGCUCAAGUUCUAGCUGUAUCUAGAAAUUUCACCUGUACAAUAAACUGAUUUACAGUUAA